UUCCCGACAUUCCCAAUGUUACCCUCGGAGUCCGGGCACAACGAGCCCCGCGGGGACCCCGGGCGCGAUCCCGGUGUUCCCGAUCCCGUCAUUCCCGUCAUUCCCGGCAUUCCCGCGUUCCAGGAGUCGGGGGAUGACGAGUACCGCGGCGAGCACUCGGACAGCGAUGACGAGGUGGACUCGGACUUCGACAUCGACGAGGGCGACGAGCCGGGCUCGGAGCAGGACGAGGCCGAGCCCCGGCGGCGCCGCCGCGUGCUCACCAAGGCCUACCGGGAGCCGCUCAAGAGCCUGCGGGCCAAGAAGGCGGAGGGGCCGCGGGGCGGAGCCCAGAAAGGGCGGGAGGUGAAAUGCCUGCCCCUGGAGCUGCAGGAGGACGGGGGAGACAGCCGGAAGCACAUGCGCCAGUCCACCACGGAGCACACCCGGCAGACGUUCCUGCGGCUCCAGGAGCGCCAGGUGCAGUCCAAGAGGAAGAAGGGAGGGACCAGCUACGAGCGGCCCCUGACCCAGGAGGAGCUGCUGGAGGAGGCCAAGAUCACCGAGGAGAUCAACCUGCGCUCCCUGGAGAACUACGAGCGGCUGGAGGCGGACAAGAAGAAGCAGGUGCAGAAGAAGAGGAAGAUCGUGGGCCCCGUGAUCCGGUACUGGUCCCUGACCAUGCCCCUCCUGCCCGAGCCCGGCCGCGAUGACCCCGUGGACGUGGAGGGGCUGGGCCCCGAGGCGCGGCCGCCGUCGCCGGGGAAGUGCUCGCGCACCUUCAUCUCCUUCAGCGACGACGCCACCUUCGAGCGCUGCUUCCCGCGGGCCAAGGCGCCGCGGCUGCCGGUGCGGGAGCUGUGCCCCGUCACGCACAAACCGGCGCUCUACCGCGACCCCAUCACCGACAUCCCCUACUCCAACGCCCGCGCCUUCCGCAUCAUCCGCGAGGCCUACCGCAAGUACGUCACGGCCCACGGGCUGCCCAGCGCCGCCGCCGCCGCCGCCGGGGCCGGGGACAGCCCCCCCAAAACAGUGGAAAAUCGUCAUUGA
Molecule: messenger RNA, 1032 nt
Organism: Onychostruthus taczanowskii (white-rumped snowfinch)
Lineage: Eukaryota; Metazoa; Chordata; Aves; Passeriformes; Passeridae
Gene: VPS72
Product: vacuolar protein sorting 72 homolog
Exons: 5
Coding region: 16-1032 (338 amino acids)
Biological process (GO): regulation of DNA-templated transcription; chromatin remodeling
Cellular component (GO): nucleus
Molecular function (GO): ATP-dependent H2AZ histone chaperone activity
Source: RefSeq, a predicted model, not a curated record